AUACUUAUACUUUGUUGCUUGGUUAAAUUUGUCCACAGAUAAACUAAAGAAUAUCACAAUGGCUGAUACUGGCGAUAAGGCCGUCGUCGAUGAAUUAAAUUACGAGGAAUUUAAAAAACUUGAUAUCUCCAAGGAACAAUUAAGAAUGCUUAAAUCAAUUUUUGACUCCUUUGACUUGGAAAAGAAGAAGGAAAUCCCUGUUGACAUGAUUGGACAAAUUCUAGACAUGUUAGGUCAUCGUCUUACCCCUGAUGAAUUACAGGCAAUUGUCAAAGAAAUUGACGAAGAUGGUAACGGAGUAAUGAAUUUUGAUGAAUUUGCACAUUUGUCUGCAAGGUUUUUAGUUGAAGAAGAGGAAGACACUGAAGCAAUUUUAAGGGAACUUAAGGAUGCUUUUCGGUUGUACGAUAAAGAAGGAUUGGGUUAUAUAUCUGUGGAUCUCUUGAAGGAUAUUUUAAAGGAGCUAGAACCAAAUCUAUCACCAGCAGAUCUCAAUGAAAUGAUCAAAGAAAUUGAUACCGACAAUUCCGGCACAGUUGACUGGGAAGAAAUAACUAGCAGACCCGACGUAUGGUCCGUUUUCGGAAAUCAAUAUAUGUCGUCAAUUUGAGUUGGCCAAUGACGCAACAAAAUCCAAGGGCUUCACCUUUGAACUUAAUAUCUUGCAAUGUAGACACAAAACUUUGAUUUGUCCAAAAGCAACGAUUUGCUGUAAAUCAUAAUCGAUUGCCACGUUAUAAUUGAAUACUACUCGAUGGGGAUUAAAUGUAAGCCAGUUCGCUAAUUCACGAACAUCAUAUCGUUAUGUUUGUCACCGGAUUUAAAUUUGGAUUUCUAUCUCAAAUACGACUCCUUAACGAAACAAUAAUUAUUAUUUUAUAUUUAAACUUUGAUCAAGUGAAAGGCAGAUAUCGAGCACGGUUUAUUAAUUAAAUCUUGCCCAAGUACUUUUGCUUCCUAGAGCAUCUUCAGGGGAAUUUCGUCAAUUGUGGCCUAUCGAACAAUCAUAGAAUGUCAUAAACAUACAAUUAUACAUUAUCCAAGGACAAACAGUUUAAAAUUUUUAAAAUAGCCGAAGCUACAUUAUGGUCGGCUUCCAGAGAGAAAAUAUGCAGAGAGAAUUCUCUGUCCAACAUUUAAGAUACUGCCAAAUUAACAAUGGAGGACAUUUUAACUACUGGAUUAGGUAGACCUUAAUGUAGUUAACCCGUAACCGGUGACGUGGAGUCUGAAAGACUCUUGCGAAAUUAAAAACCGGUUUAAAAUAUUGAAGCAGAGGACUCUAGAUGGCAUGCGGCUAAGUACCUUUCUAAAAAUAGUUAAUAAACCAAGCGUUUUUGUUUGAUUAGUUUACGUUUAGCCGUUUGCGAGAACAGACGUUAUUGGAGUCAGCGAGACUCAACGUCACCGUUAGUUACUUUUUAUCGAGUGUUUUAUAUUUCUUCGUAUAAACUAUAAUGGAUCAUCUACCAAGUACGUCACGAUCGGUUAGUGUUACAGAUCCGUAAUUUGAAGAGAAAGUGUUAAAUUGGUUCAAUGAUUUGGACUCUGAAUAUAGUGAUAUUGAUGAUAUUGACAGUGAUGCGGUAAUAGAAAGCAGUCAUGAGUCGGCAUCUGAGCAGUCUGAUAGUGAAUCUGAUCUAGACGACAAUAUUCCAGAAACUUUAAACUAAGACUCGUCCAGUGGUGAUGAAAAUAAUAUAUUGGCGUCAAGAUCUUCAAACUACUUUUAUGGUAAAAACAGAUUUAAGUGAUCAGCUAGUGCACCAAAAAAUAUUCGUACUCAAAAGCAUAAUAUUUCCCUCCAAAGGAAAUUUGGAACUGUUUAUUUACAAAUCAAAUGUAAAAUGUUGUAGUCGAAUGGACAAAUGUAAAAUUGGCGAGUGUUAGGGUCAAAUACAAAAAUGAAAAGAGGCCGGAAUUAAAAAAUGUCGACCAGGUCGAAAUGGAAGCAUUUUUAGGCUUACUAAUUUACACCUCAGUAUUUAAGUCCAAUGAUGAAGACAUAGAAUGUCUAUUUGCUACAGAUGGAACGGGCAGAGAAAUUUUUCGGUCCGUAAUGAGUGCCAAGAGAUUUGCAGUUUUAUUGACUUGUUUACGUUUUGAUGACCCUUUCACGAGAGAACAACGAAAAGCGGUAAAUCCACUAGCACCAAUUCAAGAACUAUUUGAAUCUUUUAUUUAAAACUGUCAAACGGAGUUUUCUGUUGGUGAAUAUGUAUGCAUUGAUGAAAUGUUAGUUGGUUUCCGGGGUAGAUCACGCUUUAGAAUGUAUAUUCCAAACAAACCACGAAAAUAUGGACUUAAAAUUAUGAUAUUAACAGAUGCAAGAAACAACUAUGUGUACAAUGCGUAUGUAUAUACAGGCCAAGAUUCCGACGGAAUGGGCCUUUCAGUAACUGAGAAAAAGCUUGCUAAACCUACUCAAUCUGUGUUACGGCUUUCUAAGCCAUUAUUUGGCAGUAAUCGUAAUGUGACAGCUGACAAUUGGUUCACGUCUAUAGAACUAGUUCAGUUGUUGAAAUCUAAUGGCCGAACAUAUGUGGGAACUAUGAAGAAGGUUAAAAGACAUAUUCCUCCUGAGUUUCUUCCUCAAAGGCAUAGAGAGAUUGGUUCAGUUAGAUACGGUUUUACAAAACACAUUACCCUUCUUUCGUAUGUUCCUAAAAAAAACAAAUCCGUCAUACUAUUAUCCUCCAUGCAUCAUAGUAUAGCCAUAGAUGAAAAAACACAAAAACCAGAAAUAAUUAGUCUGUAUAAUAUCACGAAAGGCGGCGUUGAUGCUUUGGAUGAAAAAUGUACGGUUUACAGUUCGUCCAGAAGAACGCAACGUUGGCCAAUGGCUAUAUUUUACAAAAUACUAGAUAUGAGUACAGUUAACGCUUUCGUUAUGUAUCAGUGUUAUAGAGAAUCCAAACCCUUAGACAGGAAAGAUUUUAUGAAGGUACUGGCUAAAAGCUUAAUUGAAGCACACAUGAAACAACGAAUGUAUAACAGCAGAAUCCCGACAGAAAUAAGAGAAAACAUAAAGCGAAUACUGUGCGUGGUUGAACCUCCUUCUAUUCAAGAAGAUCGGUUAGCAGUUCGAAAGUAUUGCUACAUUUGCCCAUCAAAACUUCAUAGGAAGACAUCUUAUUUAUGCGUCUGUUGUAAAAAACCAAUUUGCUUGAUUUGUUCUCAUAAAAUAUGCAAAAACUGUAACGUUC
This is a messenger RNA of Diabrotica balteata, 3206 nucleotides long. NCBI's taxonomy places the organism in Eukaryota, Metazoa, Arthropoda, Insecta, Coleoptera, Chrysomelidae. The record is from the annotation of a GenBank genome assembly.